Messenger RNA from Scatophagus argus, 2954 nucleotides. It is a transcript of the gene gdf5, whose product is annotated as growth differentiation factor 5. The coding region runs from base 819 to 2669 and encodes 616 amino acids. The record is from RefSeq and is a predicted model, not a curated record. Gene Ontology annotation, molecular function: growth factor activity; cytokine activity. The transcript is spliced from 2 exons. Lineage: Eukaryota; Metazoa; Chordata; Actinopteri; Scatophagidae. Gene Ontology annotation, biological process: SMAD protein signal transduction; BMP signaling pathway. Gene Ontology annotation, cellular component: extracellular region.
GUGUGUGCGUGUGCGUGUGAGUGUGUGUGUAUCAGGCACAGUGUGCCACCCUCAUGUCACCUCACAGUCCUCACUCUUCGGUUUGGUCGAGCUGUUCACUUCAAAUGACACGACGCAAAACUUUUGUUCCUGCUUUGCGCCGCUUCGUGUUGCAGUCUGAGUGAGUCAUUGGUGGAAAAAAGGAAGGAAGAUGUGAGAAUAAAUAUUUCUGUUAAAUGAGUUUGGACAACAUGACAUCAGGCGCUAAUUAAAACGGCCUUCUGGAAUUCCGUUUCCAGUUCCUGCGCUCAUGUUUGCUGGAGGAUUUUUCGAGCACCUGCAGGUUGGUGUGUGAGUGAAAUAUUUUCACUGGACGGAGUUCAAACUUUGAAGGGAAAGAGAGAAAAAAAACGAAGGCAGCAACAUUACGCCAUUCUUGCCUCAAUUGGAAAAAAAAGUGGAAUUUAAAGAAGUUCCUUACAACACAUCCAGCAGAAUCCGGCAACGGAUUGUUUCAUGAAGUUCGCUUUUCCUCUUGGAUUUCCGCGCUUCUGUAACACGGAGGAUCUCUGCAGCGCUAUGGUUCUUACACAUGACGGAUGGGAGAACAAGACUUAGCAGCAUUUGUUCAGCUCUAGUCCACGUCUUUUCCUUUACAGCCUUUCCUAUGUCUACAGCCUAUUCCAGACGGAAGAGGCACUUUUUAUUCAUAUCAGCUCUGACAGACCGCAGAGGAAACUCAGAGGAUGAAGGAGUUUUUACCCACACGGGUCAACUCACUCUGAACAGAUUACCCUUUAUUACAAUGACGGCCUCGCGAAAGGCAAACGGGCUUUAGGAUGAAAGUUGUGACACGUCUUUCUCUUCUGGUGAGCUGCUGGACUCUCAUUUAUCUGAAUCCUGCCCUCUGUUCACUCAGCCGAACCAGACCCACCGAUCACCUCCAGCGGAUUGGAGAGGCAGCUGAGCGCGCGGCAGACGACGGGGAAGGAGAACAAGCCCCGCGGCGGACCGGCGGAGCCAGUGGAGGGGUCGGUUGGUUCACACCAGCCGCGGGCAGGCAGCCGGUGUUCGCUGCAGAGACUUGGAAACCUUCACCGCUGAGUCUGGCGAGGAUUACGCGGAUCCGCGCAGGACCACCGCCAAUAAACGGUGAGACGACUGUUAUUAAGGGCAGACCUACAGCGGCCACUUCUGCGCCCCCGUCUUCUCCACUGCGCAGCGGCGCCCAGCAGGUGACCCGAGCACAUCUGCAGCAGAAAACAGUGAACUCUGGGCGCAAAGAGACUGUGCGCUCCGGGCUACAUGACGCGGAUGCUCAGAGUAAAGCGCCCGCUCCUGCUGUUCUCAGCGCACCUGCAGCAGGGAAAGGAGUCGGCACUGUUGAAGUUGGACGCGGUGGCUCACCGGGGAAACAUUCGGGGAAACCUGUUUUCGUAGCACGUACCAGGCCCCCACAGAGACCCAUCGGUGCGCAGCAGCAGCAGCCGCAGAAGAGCGCGGGUCUGGUGGCGCAGCGGGGAGCCAGCAACAAGGGCCCAAAAGUGAGCGUCCGAGUAGCACAUCACAAACAGCCGCUGGUUAUUCCUCAUGACUACAUGUUGUCGCUGUACUGGUCUCUGUCCAGCGGGGACCUGAACAGCAGCGCUCUGUAUGAAGCGGGUCUUGCCAACACCAUCACCAGCUUCGUGGAUAAAGGACAAGAUGAGCGUGGGCCCCAGCUGAGACGGCAGAGGUAUCACUUCAAUGUUAGCUCUCUAGAACAAGAUGGGCUCCUGGGGGCUGAGCUACGCAUCCUGAGGAAGCGCCUGGCUGACCCUCGUAGAUUCUCAAUGGGAUCCAGAGCCUCUGAUGAACGAGAAGGCGGUGGUGGAGGUGGCUCGUCCCCUUGCCUCAGGCUUUACACCUGCGCAUCAGGUAAACAGCAGGCUGUUCUGCUCCAGUCAAAAACCAUGGAUGAUCUACUAGGUGGAGGCACAUUCAGCAGUAAAUGGGAAGUAUUUGACAUAUGGAAAGUCUUCAAGGCCUUCAGAAACCACCAGAACUGGCACUCUCAACAGCUUUGCUUUGAACUUGAGGCCCUGGAGCACAGAGGCGGACGCCCCACGGACCUGCGUACUUUGGGAUUUGCCAGAGCAGGUAGAACCAACAAGGAAAAGGCCUUCUUCCUGGCAUUUGGAAAAAGCAAGAAAAGCGAUCUUUUCUACAAUGAGAUCAAAGCGCAUUCAGGCCAUGACAACAAAACUGUAUACGAGUACCUGUUCACCCAGCGACGAAUGCGCCGAGCUCCUGCUGCAAGGGGAGCCAAAAAACCACAGCAGCUGGCACCACCACAGUCCCUUCCCCAGCAUCAAGUAGUGAAGAUGCAGAUGAGGCCGCGGUGUCACCGAAGAAGACUCCAUGUGAAUUUCAAGGACAUGGGCUGGGAUGACUGGAUCAUUGCGCCUCUGGAGUAUGAGGCCUUUCACUGCGACGGUGUCUGUGACUUCCCCAUCCGUUCACAUCUGGAGCCAACCAAUCACGCCAUCAUACAGACCUUGAUGAAUUCCAUGGACCCAGAAUCGACCCCACCAACCUGCUGCGUCCCAACAAGACUUAGCCCAAUCAGCAUCCUCUACAUCGACUCAGCCAAUAAUGUUGUCUACAAGCAGUAUGAGGACAUGGUGGUGGAGUCAUGUGGUUGCAGGUAGCAAAGAAAGGUGAGACAAAGAGCAAGACUGACAGAAAAGACAGAAAAACAGCUCAUCAGUGAACAGAUCUGACUUCAGCUGACUGUGACCUAAUUCAUUGCUAUGUAACAGACAUUAGUCUUCACACUCAAGUGGACUAUCCGACUACAUACCAGAGACUGUUCACACUGUUAAAGACUAAACAGAGAAAGAUGAACUCCUGGAGGUUCUUUAACACCCACUCACUAAAACGUGUGUGUUAUGUUGAUGUUGACCAGCGAGAUGCAUCUGAAAGAAGCCAAAAAC